Messenger RNA from Sander lucioperca (pikeperch), 3237 nucleotides. RefSeq names its product lysyl oxidase-like 2b (gene loxl2b). Gene Ontology annotation, cellular component: membrane. Gene Ontology annotation, biological process: sprouting angiogenesis; peptidyl-lysine oxidation. The record is from RefSeq and is a predicted model, not a curated record. The transcript is spliced from 14 exons. Bases 197 to 2497 code for a protein of 766 amino acids. Gene Ontology annotation, molecular function: protein-lysine 6-oxidase activity; copper ion binding. NCBI's taxonomy places the organism in Eukaryota, Metazoa, Chordata, Actinopteri, Perciformes, Percidae.
AGGUCAUCUUAAAGGUGGGCGUCAGUGGGCGGGGCCACUGCAGCUCCGGUCCAAAGCCAGACGUUUGCAUGAGAAGGAGUGAAAGUUUAGAGAGAAGGAGAAGAAACAGCUGACUUUGGGCUUUGGUCUGUACACAGUGUUACUGCAGCCUGCAGGAGCACACAGCCUCAGGAGGGACAAGAAAACUCCAACCAAAAUGCUGUCCACCCAGUGUCUGCCCUGCUGCACAGUCAUUCUGUUAGUGCUAUUCGAGCUGGCUCUUGCCCAGUACGAACACCUCGGCUACCCACCGGGCUACCCUGACCCAGAACAGGAACACUACAUCGCCCCCCAGCUGUCGCCAGACACGCCCAGGAUUCAGCUCCGAUUAGCGGGGGAUAAGAGGAAACAUAACGAGGGUCGCGUGGAGGUUUUCUACAACAAUGAAUGGGGCACUGUAUGUGAUGACGACUUCACUAUCCACGCCGCUCAGGUGGUGUGCAGGGAGCUGGGCUACCUGGAAGCCAUCUCAUGGUCACCAUCCUCAAAAUAUGGGAAAGGACAAGGACCCAUCUGGUUCGACAAUCUUCACUGCACUGGCAAGGAAAAGACCCUUGCGCUGUGUCCUUCCAACGGGAUCGGUGUUUCAGACUGCAAACACAGUGAAGACGUGGGCGUGGUCUGCAGCGACAAGAGAAUCCCGGGAUUUAAGUUUGUCAACACCCUGCCCAACCAUGUAGAGAACCUUGAUAUUCAAGUUGAGGACGUGCGCAUACGAGCCAUCCUGUCGUCGUACCGUAAGCGAAUCCCUGUAACAGAGGGCUAUGUGGAGGUCAAGGAUGGCGGUAAAUGGAAGCAGAUCUGUAACACCGAGUGGACCCAGCUUGACAGCAGAGUCAUCUGUGGCAUGUUUGGCUUCCCCGGGGAGAGGAAGUACAAUGCCAGAGUCUACAAGAUGUUUGCUCGCCGGAGAAAGCCCACAUACUGGGACUACGCUGUUAAUUGCACUGGCAAUGAAGCCCAUCUGUCUAGCUGUAAACUGGGUCAGGCUUCAUCACUGAAGUUGAAUGGGACCUGUGCUGGAGGGUUGCCUGUAGUGGUGAGCUGCGUGCCCGGUAGAGACUUUGCCCCAACGUCCAUGACGGGAUUUAGGAAGGCCUUCAGACAAGAGCAACCGUUGGUUCGUCUUCGUGGUGGGGCCAUUGUAGGUGAGGGCCGAGUGGAGGUGUUGAAAAAUGGAGAGUGGGGCACCAUAUGUGAUGAUAGCUGGAGUCUGCUGUCUGCCACCGUGGUGUGUCGAGAGCUGGGCUUCGGUACAGCCAUAGAGGCCCUGUCUGGAGGUCGCCUGGGACAAGGAAUGGGCCCAGUGCAUAUGAAUGAGGUGCAGUGCACUGGAUUUGAGAAGUCCAUCACAGAGUGUGUCUUCAACAAGGAGGCUCUUGGUUGCAGCCAUGAGGAGGAUGCAGCCGUCAGAUGCAAUGUUCCUUCUAUGGGCUUCCAGCAGUCGCUGCGUCUGAGUGGAGGUCGUAACCCCUACGAGGGCCGUGUGGAGGUGCUGGUGGAGAGGAAUGGUUCCCUGGUGUGGGGGACAGUGUGCAGUGAAAGCUGGGGAACCAUGGAGGCCAUGGUGGUCUGCAGACAGCUGGGCCUGGGCUUUGCCAGCAACGCUUUCCAGGAGACUUGGUAUUGGCCAGGAGAGGUGAGUGCCGACAAUGUGGUGAUGAGUGGCGUUCGCUGCUCUGGUACUGAGAUGUCUCUGUCCCACUGCCUGCACCAUGGAGCCCACCUCAGCUGCGCUAAAGGAGGCGGACGCAACGCCGCCGGAGUCUCCUGCUCUGAGACGGCUCCUGACCUGGUGUUGAACCCUCAGGUGGUGGAGCAGACCACCUACAUGGAAGACAGGCCUAUGUUCAUGCUGCAAUGUGCGCACGAGGAGGACUGUCUGUCCUCCACCGCCAACCAGGUGCCGGCCAACUCCUACCGCCGCCUGUUGCGCUUCUCCUCCCAGAUCCACAACAACGGCCAGUCUGACUUCCGGCCCAAAGCUGGCAGACACUCGUGGGUGUGGCACGACUGUCACAGGCAUUAUCACAGCAUGGAGGUGUUUACCCUAUAUGACCUGUUCUCCCUCAAUGGAACCAAAGUGGCAGAAGGACACAAAGCAAGUUUUUGCCUGGAGGACUCAGAGUGUGAUGAAGGUAUUGAAAAGAGAUAUGAAUGUGCUAACUUUGGAGAUCAAGGCAUCACUGUGGGCUGCUGGGAUACCUACAGGCAUGACAUUGACUGCCAGUGGGUCGAUAUAACUGAUAUCAAACCUGGUGAUUACAUUUUCCAGAUAGUAAUUAAUCCAAACUAUGAGGUACCUGAGUCAGACUACACCAAUAACAUCUUGAAAUGCAGAUGUCGAUAUGAUGGCCAUCGUGUGUGGAUGUACAGCUGCCAUAAUGGUGGCUCAUUAAGCACUGAAACUGAACAGACGUUCCCAGGCCUUCUCAACAACCAGGUGACCCACAGGUAGACAAAGCAGAGGAGAGGAGUCGACUGGCCGACCCCCCGCCAGCCCUCACCUUGACACCAUCUGAAGCCCACCAACCACUACACAUCUCCCUCUGUGGUGGAUUCCACUUGCCAGCCCUGCCCUGGUACAAACCAGCUUUUUAUGUUCGACCCCACACCCUCUUUUCCCACCCAGCUGAAAUAAUAUAUGAUUCCCCCUACUGUCCAAAAAGUGGCAGCUACAGCCUUAGCAACACUUCCAACCUCGCUGGUUAAGAUCAAGAGUGGCGAAGCUCUCCUUCUGCCCUGUGACUUUUGUUUUGGUUUUUGAACAAGUGAUGAAAUAUAUACGUGCCAGAGGCAGGUAUUUUACAAAAGGUACAGCAUUGGGCAAUGUCAUCAAGAAUGUAUCUUCUUUUGAAGUGCAGCACUUUAACAAAACCCUGCUGCAACACUUUUUGUUCAAAGCUCAUCCUGGAGAGGUUGGAUGUCAGUGCCAGGUCGCCUGAGGAUUGAGAGGAAUCAUCAAAAACAACAGCGGUGGUUUGUCUUUGGAAAUAAAUGCAGUAUUAUAUCACUUUUUUUAGGAGUUUCAUAAAGGGCCUUUUACACACUAAAGUACACUUACUGUACACUGAGUUUGUUGCACAGGCCAACUGAGCAUUUAUUUUGCAUGUCUGUUAUUUAAGAUGAAGUUUCACAUCUUCAUUGAGGAAUUUAUGCAAAUAAAGCUGUGGCACAAGCAAGUCCUCAAAAAGCAAA